Penicillium taxi is the source of this 3285-nucleotide messenger RNA. RefSeq names its product putative importin beta-4 subunit. Bases 1 to 3285 code for a protein of 1094 amino acids. Gene Ontology annotation, molecular function: nuclear import signal receptor activity; small GTPase binding. Gene Ontology annotation, cellular component: cytoplasm; nucleus. Gene Ontology annotation, biological process: protein import into nucleus. The transcript is spliced from 4 exons. NCBI's taxonomy places the organism in Eukaryota, Fungi, Ascomycota, Eurotiomycetes, Eurotiales, Aspergillaceae. The record is from RefSeq and is a predicted model, not a curated record.
AUGGACCAACAACGGUUCCUGCAGCAAUUGCAGAUUGUCUUGGAUCCCUCUCAGGGUAAUGUCAAAGAAGCUACUGGCAUCCUCCAGAAGGAGUUCUACAGCCAGCCUGAGUCCCUUGUCUUCCUUUUCCAGAUUGCCACUGCACAUGAAAAUUCAAAUCUCCGCCAGCUGGCAGCCGUUGAGGCCCGCUCGCUUGUAUCAAAGCACUGGUUGAAGGUGGCAGCGGACCAGAAGCCCCAGAUCCGUGAGCAGCUCCUCCGCUCUACCAUGAGCGAGAGCUCUGAUCUCGUCCGUCAUUCCAUCGCUCGGCUCAUCUCCGCUGUCGCCAAGAUUGAUUUGGUCGAUGGCGAGUGGGCUGAUUUGCCUAACGUCUUGCUCCAGGCUGCCGACGCCGGCAACAAAGAUGAGCGGGCGGUCGCCAUCUACAUCCUGUUCACCAUCUUGGAAACCCUCGGCGAGGGCUUUGAAGAGAAGUUCCAGGACCUGUUUGCCUUGUUCAACAAGACUAUUCGCGACCCCGAAAGCUCGGAAGUCCGUAUCAAUACUCUGCUGUCUCUAAGCAAGCUGGCUAUGCACCUUGACUCGGAGGAGAGUAUGGCUCCCGUCAAAGCUUUCCAGGAGAUGGUACCAGCUAUGGUUGCCGUUCUGAAGGAUGUCAUUGACCAGGGCGAGGAGGACCGCGUCAUGCAGGCCUUCGAGGUCUUCCAGACUCUGCUUGGUUGUGACCCCGCCCUUCUGACAGUUCACCUGAAGGACCUCGUAAUCUUCAUGAACGAGAUUUCAGCCAACACCGAGGCUGAUGAGGACACCCGUACUCAGGCCAUCAGCUUCCUCAUGCAGUGCGUUCAGUACCGCAAGUUGAAGAUCCAAGGCAUGCGCCUCGGUGAGCAGUUGACCCGCACUGCUCUGCACAUCGUGACCGAAUUGGAUGAUGAUUCCGCCUCUGAUGGCGAAAUCGACCCUCCACGCUCUGCUCUUGGUCUCCUCGACAUGCUUGCACAGAGUCUGCCUCCUAGCCAGGUCGUUGUUCCUUUGCUCCAGGCUCUUGGACCUUACUUCAGCAACACCGACCCCAACUACCGCCGUGCCGGUAUCAUGGCUUUGGGUAUGUGCGUUGAGGGUGCUCCUGACUUCAUCAGCUCCCAGAUGAAGGAUAUCUUUCCCAUGGUUCUUCAGCUUCUCGCCGAUCCUGAGCCCAAGGUGCGCCAGGCCUCUCUGCAUGCCGUUGCUCGCCUUGCCGAUGAUCUGGUCGAGGAUAUCAGCAAUGAGCACCAGCGUCUGAUGCCUCUGCUCUUCACCAAUUUGACUAGUGCUAUGCAAGAGUACAAGGGUGAGGAGGAUGGUCCUAUUUUGCAAAUAAUCCGGGCCGGUAUUAGCGCUGUCGAUUCCGUAGUUGACAGCCUGGAUGAGAAAGAUGUUGCUCCUUACCAGGCUGAGCUCGUCCCCAUCCUGCACAACCUCUUCAAGCACCCUGACUUCAAGAUCAAGGCUCUCGCCUCUGGUGCUCUUGGCUCCCUUGCUUCGUCUGCCGGCAGCUCGUUUCUCUCCUUCUUUGACGAGACCAUGCACCUCCUGCAGGAGUACGCCGCUGUUAAGGACACCGAGGAGGAGCUUGAUCUCCGUGCCAGUGUGACCGAUGCUAUGGGUGAGAUGGCUGCUGCUGCGGGCCCCGAGCGCUACCAGCCCUAUGUUGAGCCGCUCAUGCGUGCCACUGAGGAAGCUCUGCACCUCGGCCACUCUCGCCUUAAGGAGAGCACCUAUCUCUUCUGGGGUGCCAUGGCCAAGGUCUACGCCGAGCACUUCUCCCCUUUCCUCGAUGGUGUCAUCAACGGUCUGUUUGCCUGCAUCGAGCAGGAUGAGACUGAUCUUGAGGUUUCCCUUGGUGAGCAUGCCAAGGAUCUCAUUGGCCAGGAGGUUACUGUUGGCGGCCGCAAAGUCAAGGUUGCCAGCGCUGACGACGACGAUGAUGAUCUUGAGGGCGAGAUCGAAGAUGUUGACUUUGAAGAUGACGAGGAUGCUUGGGAUGACAUUACUGCUACUACCCCUCUGUCUUUGGAGAAGGAGAUUGCUGUCGAAGUCAUUGGUGACCUCGUCACUCACACCCGCAGCACCUUCUUGCCUUAUUUGGAGAAGACCAUUGAGAUGGUUAUGCCCCUUGCCGAGCACCCUUACGAGGGUGUCCGUAAGACUACCAUAAGCACUCUCCACCGCUCUUACGCUAUGCUGUUUGCCAUUGCCGAGGAGACUGGCCAGAUGCCCAAGUGGCAGCCCGGCCUUCCCCUCCAGUUUGAGCCUGCCAAGGAGGUGAAGAAGUUCGGUGAAAUCCUCAUGACUGCCACCAUCAAGAUGUGGGCAGAGGAAGAUGACCGUGCUACCGUCGCGGAUAUUAACCGUAACAUGGCCGAGAACCUCCGUUUCUGUGGUCCUGCCCUCAUCUCUGACGAGACUGUGCUUCAUAACGUGAUCCAGAUGAUUACCGAUAUCAUCUCCAAGAAGCACCCCUGUCAGUUUGAGUACGGUCCUGAGGAGGAGACCCUUGAGGCCGGUGACGAGACUUCAGAGUUCGAUUGGGUGGUCGUCGACACUGCUCUAGAUGUUGUCUCAGGUAUGGCCGCUGCUCUUGGCGCCAGCUUCGCUGAGUUGUGGAAGGUGUUUGAGAAGACUAUCCUCCGCUACGCCAGUAGUGGCGAGGCCUUGGAGCGCGCCACUGCCGCUGGUGUUCUCGCUGAGUGCAUUAACGGCAUGGGCGGUGCUAUUACCCCCUUCACCUCUACCAUCCUUAAGGUGCUGUUGCACCGCCUUGGAGAUGAGGACCCCCAGACCCGGUCCAACGCCGCCUACGCUGUUGGCCGCCUGGUGCAGCACUCCAACUCGGAUGCUGAGAUUGUCAAGGUAUACCCUACCAUUCUUAGCCAGCUCGAGCAAUGUCUGCAGAUGAACGUUUCUCGUCUCCAGGACAACGCCACUGGUUGUGUCAGCCGCAUGAUCAUGCGCCACCCCGAGAGCAUGCCCCUCAAGGAAGUUUUGCCCGUUUUGGUCAGCAUUCUGCCUUUGAAGAACGAUUUUGAGGAGAACGAGCCCCUUUACCGCAUGAUCUGCCAGCUCUACAAAUCUGAGAACCCCAUCAUUCUCGAACUCACUCCUAGUCUCGUUCCCGUCUUCCAAGCUGUGCUGACUGGCGACGAGGACCAGCUGGAGGAUGAGCUGCGUGUUGAGUUGGUCGCCCUUGUCAAGUGGCUGAACCAGGUGCAACCGGGCGUUGCCCCUUGGGCGGAGCAACUUUAA